Molecule: messenger RNA, 5467 nt
Organism: Purpureocillium takamizusanense
Lineage: Eukaryota; Fungi; Ascomycota; Sordariomycetes; Hypocreales; Ophiocordycipitaceae
Exons: 2
Coding region: 612-5165 (1517 amino acids)
Molecular function (GO): guanyl-nucleotide exchange factor activity
Source: RefSeq, a predicted model, not a curated record
ACUACAUACAGCGAGUGUUCGGACAGGAAAAGGGACCCCAUUUCGGCUGGUCUCACCACAGCGCAGGGACGCUUACCCAUCUUAUUCUUCACCCCGUGGCAUCACCGGCAUCGCGCAUAGCCUUUAUUCUGUAAAUACCCCCUGCCCUUGUCUGUUCUUGACCCCGUCGCGCGCCUUGUCUACCUGGGCUUGAGCGCCCUGCGCCACCGUGGUUCCCCGAUCGCCUCCGUGUGGGCUGCAUAUCGACAAAAGCCUCGCACGCGAGCCAUCCAAUCCUUCUCGCAUCAUACAUACGUACGUAGUACAUGUUUACCUGUACGCCUCGGCGUCACCAUUCAACGCCCGCCUGCGUGAGGUGGCCCACACCGGACCCGCUCCGUUCAUGCGUUGUUGUGCGCACGGCAUCGACAGGCACCGCGCGCUCACGUCGUAACGAAGAGACUGCGACCGAUUAGACGGCCCCCUCCUCCGACCGCGACCAAGCGACGACGGGCCACACCCUUGGCCAGAGACAACAAAUACCAGCCGGCACGGCUCACGCGCCUGCACACACCUCAUCGCUCGAGGCCGGCCCGACGCCUCUAGCAUGAGCGCGGCCCGUUGACGGGACCAUGGUUCGCGUCACCGACGACCUGGCGCUCUCGCCCGAGAGCGUCGUUCUCUACCAUGCCUCGGACCCGCUGCUCGGUCACCUGCCCGUCCUCGUCUUCCACGGGCCUUCGACCACGGCCAACUACACGCACAACAGCUCCCGCGUCCAGCUCCAUGUUCUCUCGCCCGCCGGCUUCCAGUCCUUUCCACGCGUCACCAUCUCGCCCAACUCACCCUUCUACACCGUCGUCAACCACCUACCCCGCGAAUUCCAGGGCGACGAGGUCUAUCGUGGCCUUGCAUUUGGCCUCUUCAAGUACUUCAACGAGCUCUCGGACGGCGUCAAGACAUACCUGCGCAAUGCGUAUCCCACCAGGGGCAAACGACCUGGCAGCGCGCCUGCGCUCUUUGGCGAGCAGCACGCUGCCGACUUGGUCGCUACCAUGACCAAAAGCGAAAAUGCGACCUCCGUUAUCACAGCGCUCAACGAGGCGCUCCAAACCCAGCAUGUGAGCCAUGUCGACGUCGAUUUCGUGCUCCCGCCCGGCACCAUCGUGCCGCUACAACCCACCGAUUACGAAGAGGUACCUGACGAUGAGGACGACAUACUUGAUCCGACAUUGCGCCAGUAUGGUGGCUACACGCCGCUCGUGAAACUUCUCGGCGAACCGGUAUUCCUACCCACAAGUCGACUGCGUCGGGCACCGUCCAAGCCGACGGCCUUGAACCGAAGCAAGUCAUUCACCAAGGACCAGAAGUUUGAGCUGAGGAUGAAACUGGCUGAGCUUGUCGACACGGAGGAGCGCUACGUCAUGAAACUUGGUGAGCUGGUGCACCACAUUGCUCGUGACUUCCGAGAGUCGGCCAAGAAACGGUCACCGGAUAGCCUGAGUCCGUCCGAGGAGGAACUCGGGAGGCUGUUUCCACCUUCCGCGGACAGCAUCUUGCAGGUCAACUCGGAGUUUGUCCAACAGCUUCGGAAGAUUAUGGACGAGUCGGAGGAGGAGGCGACCAAAGACAUGGAGACUACAACGCCCAACAUCCUAGGCUCUAAGCUAGGGAACUCCCCGCGGAUACGCGACCCGAGCGGCGCCCUGGCCAUGGCGCGCUUGUUCUUGGAAUGGUUCCCGAAAUUUACAGAAUGCUACCAAAACUACAUCAAAGCCAGCCAGCAUUUCCCGACCCUGCUCAACUCGUUCCUCGACCAGCAGUCAAGCUUCAGGCAGCGCGUUCACCAAACAGGCGAACAGACUGUUCGCUCCAUUCUCAUCGAGCCCGUGCAGCGACUGCCUCGAUACAGUCUCCUCAUCGACCAAAUUGUGGGGUCACUUCCCAUGACCCAUCCGGCCCUACAGCCCAUGCUGAAGGCCCGGGAUAUCAUAACCAAUAUCUGUUCUAUGGAUGAGCCGCUACCCGACAAGCCUCAUGUGGUCAGCCGACUUCGAAAUAUGGUUGAAGCCUGGCCCGUGGAAUUCGAGCCGCAAGGCCGUUUGGUCCUGGCAGCCGACUUCCUGGAACUGACCCCUCCGUUCCAGUCUCCUGCUAGUGAGGUAGAAGCAGCAGGCAUGUUCUUGCUGUUCUCCGACUGCAUUGUUGUGCUCAAGAAGACGGGGGCCAGCAUGACUGGGCGAGAUCUCCUGCGGGAGAUUGACAAGCCGUCGGCGGCGGAACUGUUGAUCUCGAUGACCAACGCAGCCGGCGGGACAGCUUCCUAUGAAUUUGCGUUCACGGGAUGGCAUACUUUGGCAGAUGUGCGCUUCACUGAGUCGUCUGAUGGGACACUGGUGUGGAUGACGUCGACGCAGGACAUGAAGGGUGCGCAUACUGGCGAGCACAAAUUGAGCAAGUCACCUACAUCUCGCUGCUUCAUGCUGCAGGAGGCAUUUGAGGGCAAGGCCGCCAAAUGGGCAGAGGAUAUCGUCAAAGCCCGAGUGGAGGCGCGUUUCUCAGAAGCGGAACGCGAAAAUCCCUGUUGGACGCUUCGUUCUGUGCGCAUGCAGGACAGUAGCCUCGGACUGCACGCUGCCGUCUUCCAAGAGGGAGCGCACCAGCUCAUCGAGGGUCGACGGGAGCCCGCAUCAAUCAGGAUCGUAGUCGAUCACGAGAAGGGCACCAAGGGUGCGCCUGUAGGACACUAUGGCGUCGAGAUCGUGGUCAAUUUGUCGAGCGGCAACAUGAAGCGCGUAUCGAUACUCACUGUGGGGCUAAACGGCAAGCAGUAUCAGGACGACGUGGCGCUGGAGGACUUAUUGCCGACCAUGUCGCGCAGGAUUAUCCAACUCCUAAGCACGCAAUUCGACCUCGCCAACAUGAACCUCACGGCCGCGCUGGUCUCAUACUAUACCAAGACUAUUCGUGGAUUGAGUUUGUCCAAUAGAGUGGAAAAAACGCGGUCAUUCCUUGCCGCGUCUCCUGUCAAGCUCCUCUCCAACCUUUGGGGAGGCGGGUCGAACAGCAACACGCCGGAGAUAACUGUGACGAAUAACAAGCACCAGCAUACGCCGUCGCUGCACCGCACUGAGAGCCACCACUCGAUGUUUGGGUCCAUCAGGGGCAAAGAUGAGCGCCCGGCUACAGCCGACAGCCGUCCGGAGAACCCCCUGAUGAGGCUCGAGCAGACAUUUACGGGAUACAUUGCCGCCCUCCAGGGACGCAAGGGCUCCAUCAUCGGCCGCACGCUGUUGAACAGGUCUCUUGUGGACGAGCUGACCGUCAACGACCUGUACAACCGACUGAUCGAAAGCCCGUUCGACUACGAGGCAGGAAGCGACCUUGGUACCGAAGUCAUAUUCGUUGCGUUCGAAAACUUUAUCAGAAUGGCCUGGGCAGAGCAGAUGGGCCCAGUCAUGACGAUGCAGGCACUCGAUUCACUGCAAGAGCGGGCGAACAAGAGAGUCCCCGGAAAUUUUGCGGAUUUUGUCAACUAUUUGUUUAAGGAGAUGGCACCACAGAAUCGCAGAGCGUUCACGGCGUUGAUCAAGCUGCUGGCCGAUUUGCUCGAUGGAUGUGGUAAUGACAGCGACCGCGGUGCGUUGACGCUGGCGUUUGCGGAGCUUCUGGUCACGGAUGGCACGGCGCCUAACUACAUCAACCUGCUCGACCGUCUGGUAGAAGACUGCGACAAAAUCUUUGAGGACCCGUGGAUGCAGCACACACUCAACUUUGCAGGAUCUAGCAUCGACUCCAUCAGCUCCGGCACACGUCCCAGAGCACAUACUGCCUCCAUAACUUCCAACACAUCGUCACUGCGCCGCAAGUUUGGCCUUGAUAUGCUCCUGAGACAGAAUCAAAAGGAGGAGAGGCCAUCGGUGUGGCGCUCGCUCAGCAAGCACCGGAAUCCCGCUACUGGCGAAGCUUCGAGCUUGUCUCGUGGAGUCAUGAGCCGUACACGAUCGAUCGACGACAACACGAUACCGAGGGGUCUGCUCAAGCGGCCUGGGUCGCGUGACCGACCUCCGCUUGCCGGGGCCUUUGACGAGGCGCCACAGCGGCCGGCGAGCUCUCAUCGACUCGACUUCCCGCUCGACACCAUUGGAGAGCCUCCGGACAACCCGGCAGGGUCCAAGCGCAGCAAAAAGAAGCGCCGCAGCUCUCUGUCCGACUUGAAGAGCUUGAUGGCGUCUGCUACCAUCGAUGACGAGCCGCUCGAGCCGCUCCAGACGACUAGGGAGACUUCUGGCAAGAUGAACGCGACGACGCCGGUUACGAGCCCCAAGAACGCAGCACCUUCUAGGAUACCGGUGAGCCCUAACGUGGCGCACGUUCUGAAGAGUCCGCGAUCAAAGGAAAACUAUGCCGACCCUUUUGCAAGCACGCCCUUGAUCAUCGGACCGCCCCUAGUGCGACCGGAGACGGCGCCCAAGGUCGAGCCGCUGGCCAAGAUACCCGCUCCUUCGAGACCCCAGGACUCGCCGAUUAAGCGUCGGAGUCACGCCAAGACGCUCUCGUCAACGAGCAUCCCUAUACUUAAGCCGGCGCGACCUGCCACCUCUGGGGGAGACUCCCCAACACGGCCGUCUAGCCCGACUAGGACCGCGACGAUGAAGUUGCGCCUACAAUCGCCACAGAGGCUGCGCGAGCGCUUGCAGACGGAGAAAAAGGCGGUUGGAGACGCGGACGCAUCUCUGCAGUCUGAGAUGUCCCGAAUCGGUGCCGAGAUGGCACGCCUCGACCACAGCGACGGCAGCAAUCAGACAGCGGACGUGCGGCGACUGGGCGCGUCGGUUAAGGCGCUCGAGAACAGGAUUCCGGCGGUGUUGCGCGAGCUCACAGACAAGCAGGCCGCAAUGCAGCGUGCCAUGGAGACGACGGUGAAGUCGACCGAGGUGAAGAUGCGGGCGGUGGACCAGCUGCACAAGGAAGCGGUGGCAGAAAACGAGCUGCUGUAUGAGCGCUUUAACGGCGAGCUGGCCAAGAUUGUCAAGGCGCUCAAGGGCAAAGGCAAGGAUGACAGUGAGGAGCUCUUGGCGCGGCUCAAGGACCAGAGCGAGGAGACGGCGCGACUCAAGAAGGAAAAUGCACGACUGAAGCGCGACAUGGCGAGCCUGCGGGCGGCGCUCAAAAGCUUGGAGUGAAGCGUCGCAUUUCCUGACGGUGCCGACGACAUGUGCACCCGCGAACUGUGUUGGGUACUUUGUAUAGAGUGUUGUACACUUGGUUGAGUUCUGUCUACGCACAGCAUAGGAGUCUGACCGGCACUGGGUUUAUAUGGACUGGGCGGGCGGUGCGCGGUGGGCUCUGUACAGAAACGGGAUCGGUCUGGUUCAGGCGGUCACUGUAGGGAUGCACAAAUUGAGACGUGGAAAUGACCACGACUUGGAAUCGAGUCGCAAGUACAGACUACAGUACCCAUACGCCACGCUAUGCUACGAAAUGG